Messenger RNA from Acomys russatus (golden spiny mouse), 723 nucleotides. RefSeq names its product small proline-rich protein 3-like. NCBI's taxonomy places the organism in Eukaryota, Metazoa, Chordata, Mammalia, Rodentia, Muridae. The record is from RefSeq and is a predicted model, not a curated record. The transcript has a single exon. The coding region runs from base 1 to 723 and encodes 240 amino acids.
AUGGUGGGAGCAGUGUCCCCCAACCACUGUGGGAACAGUGUCCCCAGCCAGUGUGGGAGCAGUGUCCCCAAGCACUGUGGGAGCAAUGUCCCCAGCCAUUGUAGGAGCAGUGUCCCCAACCACUGUGGGAGCAGUGUCCCCAGCCAUGGUGGGAGCAGUGUCCCCAACCACCCUAGGAGCAGUUUCCCCAACCACCGUGGGAGCAGUGUCCCCAGCCAUGGUGGGAGCAGUGUCCCCAACCACUGUGGGAACAGUGUCCCCAGCCACUGUGGGAGCAGUGUCCCCAGCCAGUGUGGGAGCAGUGUCCCCAAGCACUGUGGGAGCAAUGUCCCCAGCCAUUGUAGGAGCAGUGUCCCCAACCACUGUGGGAGCAGUGUCCCCAGCCAGUGUGGGAGUAGUGUCCCCAAUCACUGUAGGAGCAGUGUCCCCAGCCAGUGUAGGAGCAGUGUCUCCAACCACUGUGGGAGCAGUGUCCCCAAGCACUGUGGGAGCAAUGUCCCCAGCCAUUGUAGGAGCAGUGUCCCCAACCACUGUGGGAGCAGUGUCCCCAACCAGUGUAGAAGAAGUGUCCCCAACCAGUGUGGGAGCAGUGUCCCCAAUCACUGUAAGAACAGUGUCUCCAGCCAGUGUGGGAGCAGCGUCCCUAGCCACUGCCUUUCCUGUGUCUGUGACUCUGCUGUGCCUUUAGAGAGCUCCCCCUUGGCUGGCAUCAAUGGCUCCUGA